AGUACUCGUGCUCCAACAAGUUUUUCAAUUCUCACAUAAUAUUGUAAUAACAACCAACAAGCGUAAUCAUAAAAGGAGUUCAAUUAUCACUGAACUCAUUUAUUCAUAUAUUUUUAUAUAUAACUCUAUAGUUCCACUCAUGAAUGCAGCAUACUAAAGCAUGGUACGUCUUAUACGCAUUUGAAACCCUUUGGAGCCCUGCGUCCACACAGCUUGAGAAGAGUAUAUAUAGCAAGGUCGGCAUUGUUGAUACGACGAACAAUGAGUUUAGAUGCUGUGCAAAGACAUGUAGCAGUUUGGGAAUUAGUCAGCCCUCUAAGGCAGUUGCAGCAAGGCCUUAUGGGAAUACUGUGAUCAAUCUGCAAUAUUGAACCGAUCUUCUUGACUGCAAGAGCACAUACACCUAACUCUAGUCUGUCCCUUGGGCAUGUUCCACCGUUGUUAUUAGAAGGUGAGGUAGAGGGUUGGCCACCACUGCUAACAUCACUUUGAGGUGACAAAGGGGGUUGGCCAAUGCCUGGAGAUGGAACCGGAGGUGAGUCACUGCCUGGAGGUGGCACGGGAGGUUGACUAUUGCCUGGAGGUGGAACAGGAGGUUGGAUAUUGCCCGGAGGUGGGACGGGGGAUUGGCCACUGCCCGGAGGUGGGACCGGGGGUUGACCAUUGCCUGGAGGUGAGACUGGGGGUUGACCAUUGCUUGGAGGUGGGACUGGGGGUUGACUACUGCCUGGAGUUGGGAUCAGGGGUCGGCCACUGCUCGGAGAUGGGACGGGUGGUUGGUCACUGCCCGGAGGUGGGACGGGAGGUUGGCCGUUGCCUGGAGUUGGGACCGGGGGUCGGCCACUGCCCGGAGGUGUGACGGGUGGUUGGUCAUUGCCUGAAGGUGUGAUGGGAGGUUGGCCAUUGCUUGGUGGUGGGACAGGGGGUUGACC
This is a messenger RNA of Ipomoea nil (Japanese morning glory), 932 nucleotides long. RefSeq lists its product as uncharacterized. The record is from RefSeq and is a predicted model, not a curated record. Lineage: Eukaryota; Viridiplantae; Streptophyta; Magnoliopsida; Solanales; Convolvulaceae. The transcript has 4 exons. The coding region runs from base 524 to 859 and encodes 111 amino acids.